GUCCAGCAGUAGCCUAGCCUUGUCCCGGUCCUGGUCGUAGUCCAGGCCCUCGGCUUCCCCGCACCUGCGAGUAAUCACGACCAAAGAUCGCGACAAGGGCGAGGUCGCAUUCCACGCGUGCGCAGAGCCAGCGCCCCGGAUCUGCAGUGUGAGAGUGAGAAGCAGGACCGCGUGUGUGUGUUUGUGUCUCUGUCUCUGAUCCCUGAUCCGCUCCCAUCGCCACCAUGGUGCAGGGCGGCAUGAAGUGCGUCAAGUACCUACUCUUCGGCUUCAACUUCUUGUUCUGGCUCGCAGGAACAGCAGUCCUGGCCGUCGGAUUAUGGCUUCGAUUCGAUCCGUCGACGAAGAGCAUUUUUGAAAUUGAAAACCAGUCUUUUACAUUCUACAGGGGUGUCUACAUUUUGAUCGGAGCUGGUGCACUGAUGAUGAUUGUUGGGUUCCUCGGAUGCUGUGGGGCCAUUCAAGAGUCGACUUGCAUGCUUGGAUGUUUCUUCGUGUUCCUCCUCAUCAUCUUUGCAGUCGAAAUUGCGGCUGGAAUAUGGGGCUUUUUGAAUAAAGAUAAGGUCACUGAAGAAGUGAAGGAAGCAUACACGUCCUUGUACACUGAAUAUCUCACAUCAUCAAGAGAUGAAAGCAAGAAAGCAGCUCUAAUUGGGAUACAGAAUGGACUGAACUGCUGUGGAAUUGGAGGUGCACUGGAAGUGCUUAUCCAAGAAACCUGUCCGAAAACAGGAUUCCUUGACAGUAUAACCAAACAGUCGUGUCUAACGGCAAUUGAUGAUUUGUUCAGCACAAAACUCUACAUCAUUGGGGCAGUUGGAAUUGGAAUUGGAAUCGUAAUGGUAUUUGGAAUGAUUUUCAGCAUGGUGUUGUGCUGUGCCAUUCGUAACAGUAGAGAGAUGAUUUGAGGAUUGGUUCAAACAACUGUGCCUUUCAGCCACGGAAUGGAUUUUUUCCACCACAUUUGCUUCUAUUGUUAACAGCUUGACUUUAAUAAACAUAUAAUUUUUUUUCACAUUUUAUAUUCAGUUUAAAAUAUCUGCAUAACGUAACCUUAAACAAAACUUCAUCUGUUUAGUGGGUUUACACUGCAUUUAACAUUUUGUAUAAAUUGAGUGCAAAGAGCAGUAAACGCAAAUCCGAAGUUUUCUUUAAGGUUUUCAAUAAUUUUAAAUGUAUUUGUUGUAUUGGCUGAAAUUGAAAGUUCGAGGAGAGAGGAGACUUUAGAUUUUGAAUUUAAAGUGCCAAUGUAGUUAAAUAGCUAUCAUGUGUUAAUCUGUGGCUCUAAAGAGCAGAAUGCUUAUGUUGAAUUAUGACCUGGUCAGAAUUUAAUCAUUCCUUUAAAAUAUUCUGUUUGUGGAAUUUAAAAAAUGAUGCAACAUGUAGAUAUCUAAAUUUACCCGUUCCUUUCAAAAAAUAAAGUUUAAAUUUGAA
Amblyraja radiata (thorny skate) is the source of this 1434-nucleotide messenger RNA. It is a transcript of the gene cd9a, whose product is annotated as CD9 molecule a. Gene Ontology annotation, cellular component: plasma membrane. The transcript has 8 exons. NCBI's taxonomy places the organism in Eukaryota, Metazoa, Chordata, Chondrichthyes, Rajiformes, Rajidae. The record is from RefSeq and is a predicted model, not a curated record. Bases 225 to 908 code for a protein of 227 amino acids.